AUGCCAACCUGUCACGCCUUUUCAGAAACUCCAUAUGCCGCUGAUCAGAGCGCUUCAUCAUGGCUACUGGGCAUCAAUGCUAACCAUAAUCUUAUCUUGGACCUUGAUCCACCCAAGUAUGAUGCUUUUCUCCAAACAUUGAUUGAAUGCCUCAGAUACUCUCCUUUGGCUACUACACUAUCGAAGACAGAGAAUGUUCAUUUGGCUCUUCUAUCCAAAGCUUACUCUACUACUCGUUAUGAAGAAAGUGGUGUUGUUAUUAAUUUCGAGCAUGGAGGAGAACUGAGGAAAACUUAUUGUGGUGGCAAAGCAACUGAUGGUGGUGAUGAUCACGAACAAAACCCAAAGUCUAAUGAUCUAAAGGACAAUGUAGCUUCGACAUCAAGAGUAAAAGAGAAAUUGUCUACAGAGUGUAUCUUGAAUGAAGGAAUCAAUAAUCCAAGUGUUUACUGGCGAGAGCUAGUUACUUCGUUUGAAUUCGAAAACACUUUGGAUUCACAACUUGAUUUUCCCAUGACUUCGAAGGUGUUCUUGUUUUGCAUUUUGGACAGAGCUGAGAAUGCUCUUGAGUCUGAUAACAAUGUCAAUUUGUUGCUUAUCUCGUUUUAUCUCAAGUACAUGAAGCCACAGUACAAAACAUGGAGUUCAAAGAAAAUAACUGUUGUGAAGGUUUAUGGACCCAUUGAAAACAAAAGCUUCCUGAAUGCUCAUUUCAAGGUUACACAUGGAGCUGUGAGUUCAGUGUUUGAAUUUACACUCACUGAUUUUCCGUGUUUGAACCCAUUUGAUUGGAUUUCUCUACUGCUUCUCUUGCUAAAGGAUGAAAACAAAUUCGAACCACUUGUGGCGUAUCUCAAAAGGUUGUUGGUUAGUUACAUCCAAGAAAUUAGGAAGAUGGAUGUGGGAAUCGUGAAUGUCCUUCGCAAGAGACCUACAGUGUUUCCUAAGGAGCCUCUGAAAGAUCUUAACAAGAUGAAACUGGGAAGUAUACGAAAGGAUGAUUGGAGUGUGGCAUUUCAAAUAUGA
This is a messenger RNA of Lactuca saligna, 1026 nucleotides long. NCBI's taxonomy places the organism in Eukaryota, Viridiplantae, Streptophyta, Magnoliopsida, Asterales, Asteraceae. The record is from the annotation of a GenBank genome assembly.